Lymnaea stagnalis (great pond snail) is the source of this 8097-nucleotide messenger RNA. The record is from the annotation of a GenBank genome assembly. NCBI's taxonomy places the organism in Eukaryota, Metazoa, Mollusca, Gastropoda, Lymnaeidae.
AGUUAAUGAAUGAAGAAGAACACCAAAGAACCUGGUGCUGGUACCUCUUGGAUCAUUGGAGCUGCAUCUCCUGCUCGAGUUAGCAGUUCAUCUGGCUCCGAAAAAGAACAAGGCCGCUUUUCAGUCAGCUAUGUUAAAGAAGGACAAUUUAGAAAACCAGGACAAGAUGCUGCAAUGAUCAUACCAACAAGUAUAUUUGAUGAGCAUGAGCGAUUUCCCUCAAGUGAGUACUUUUCUCUAAAAUAUAAAAGUUGAUAGUAAGGAUGAUAAAAAUAUUUAGAAAUCUAAUUAUCUGUUUUUAAAAAUCUUAUUUUAAACAGAUCAUAAAUUUUAUUAUCAUUUUACUAUGUGGGGUGAAUUUCUAUGAGCAGUCAAAGAAAAUUAAACUAAAGAAAUCAGAUGAUAAUCAUGCAGAAGCAAAUUACUGAAUAUUAAAAUGUGAACAUGGGACAGAUCUUCACACCACAUUUAUUAGUGUUUUAAUCCUUCUAGUACUGACCUACUUUUUUUGCUAUGCACUGGCUAUUAUUUUGCUAAUUAUUCCCUGUGGCCCAGACAUUAUUUUGGAAUGAGCCAAAAUUUGAUAGGUUUGCAAAUUAAUUUGUAACUUUAUUUUUUUAAACAAUUGAUAACAUGUAAAGAAUUAUCUGUUGAGAAAUAGAUAAGGGUGUUAAAAAUACCAAUUUGUUUUAUUCACACUUUUCAUUUGGCAAUGGGCACACUAGGGGAUUAUAAAGAGUCUUAGGAGGUAUGGGGCCUCUUUGUUCCAACCUUCCAGUUGAUCUUCAUCUAAAUCAAUAUCUACGUUUGAGCUAUUUUGAGCUAAAGUGGGCCUACUUCCUUCAGCAAUUUCAACCCACUCUUCCUCAUCAGAAUCAUCUAAUCUCAAUAAAAGCUCAAUAAUAGUUUCAGAACAAAAGGUUUCAUCAAGUAGGCAUAAAUUUUCAUCAACAGUAUCGCUAGUUAGCUCCAUGGAAACAAUAAAUACAGAUCCGACAAAAAAAGUCAGUAAUUGGUUGAUUUUCAUCAUUUAAAAGGCAAUAUAAAAUUCUACUAUUCCCCUAAUGAAUAAACAUUUUGCCAGAGACUGGGGUGAAAGGUUAUAUCCUCGUUUUUGUGUUUAUAUUAGAUACCCCUCAAUGUGGCAAAGAGACGUGCUUGAGCCACAGGGAAAAAAUCGGCUGUUGAAAUGAGACGCGCUUGGGCCAUAGGGAAAAGAGUAGGUCACUGCAAAAAGACGUGCCCAGUGCUGUAGGGGUUAAGAAAUAGAGUGAUAUAUUGUAUAUUUUUGUCAACUGGUAGUUGGAAAUCCUCCAUUUUUCAAAUAAACAAAAAUAUUGAGAUUGCCACUGGGACAAGGAAUUUUAAGAAUUGUCGAUUUGAAAACGGAAAUUGUGAUGAUCUUGCAUAAUUAAGUGGCAUCACAAAAAAAAACAUUGGUUGGAUGAAUAAUCAUGCAGAAGCACUUCACAGAAACAUAAGGGAAAUGGCAAAAGCGAAUAGUCCCUAUCCCAAAUUUCAAGUUCUUAGGGGCCAUCCAUAAAUUACGUCACGCAAAUUUUGCCGAUUUUUUACCCCCUCUCCCCCCAUCGUCACAAAUCAUCACAAAAAGUUAUACCCCCCUCAAAUAUAACGUCACAAAUCUCUGCACCCCCCCCCCUUUUUUUUAAAAAAAAGUCCCUGUGUUCACUAGUGUCCUUUACAAACCCUAAAGAAAUUCACCUCCCAUGGAUAUCAAAUUACUACACCCGUGUCAGAAACAUUCCACUAAAUCAGUGGUUCUUUAACAGGGGUACAAGUACCUCCCCAGCCUUAAGGUGUGGGAAACCAAAAAAAUUGUAUUCAGUGGCGUAGCUAGGGGGUGCGGACCGCACCGGCCGACACCAUCUCAGACAGACUCAGGAGGUGACACCAAAUUGAAAGAUAGCGUUAUUACAGAGCACACACUGAUCGGUCUAACCGAAAUUCGUAAAAGGAUAACAGAUGACUAGUACAUUUUCCACCCAUGUAACCAAUCAAAAUGCGUGUUUAUUUCGUUAGUAUUAAAAUUUCAAGGUUGAUGCGUCAGCAAAUAGGUUACCCUAUUAUUAGGUCAGAAGCACACCAUUUGACCAUGUUUCAUAGCCGAAUGAAGUGUUAGGCAAUUUUUGUAAGCGACAGGAAGCUAUUUUUAUCUAAAUUCUGAGAAAUAAAACUAUCCUUUGAUAACAGUGGGCGAUUCUUAGAAUGUUGCAGUUCUUAAAUACAUUCACCCCCUGACAUCAAUUAAUUUUUUGUUGUUCUUGUAUUUCUUAUACUUUGGACUAAGUUUAACAAGAAGAAAUACAUCGUUAAAAAAAGGGUAGGGAUGUUGACACCACGACGGGGUGGUACCAACCCUAACUACGCCACUGAUUCUAUUUGCUGCAAUUGCAAGUUGUUGCUGCUUUAAAAAAAAAAAUAUUUUUUUUUAAAUUAAUGGAUUUUGAUUAGCAGCAGUCAAUGGUGAAUUUCAUUGGCGCAUUGUGUGUAUAGGUAAUUUUUUCCCCUGUUUAUAAAAAGUUAAUUAAAGAAAUAAAACUACGAUAACUAAAUUAUUUAAUUAUUUUAAAUUUUAUUAUAAUGUAAUUUAUACGGUUAGGGGAGGGAUUUGUAAAAGGGAGUGGGCCUGCAGCGCUGCAAAAAAAAAAUCUUUAGAAUCCCUGCUCUUGAGCUUUUACUAAGAUACCCCCCACCACCCCGCGAUCAACCUUUUUUUCCCGCUCCAUCCCACUUCUUCUGUCCAGAUUUAGCCAUAAAUUCUCACGACUGUCAUUGUAACUACAUUCCGAUUCUCCUACUGCUGGGUGUCCUAUAACUUGAUCUGAGGCCAUUCUUCGAAACUUGCACUGAUGCUCUCAGUGAUAGUAGUUUUAAAAUGAAAUAUUUAUAGUUGUUUGUUUUUUUAAAAAUGAUGUAAAAAAAUGUCUGUCAUUCAGUGUUAUGAAGUGAAAUUCUUUACUACAACAUUCUGCUUUUCAUUUGACGUCACAUGGCUUGAGGCUCCCCCCCUCCCCCUCGUCACACAUCUUCACAAAAAUCUGACACCCCCCACCCCCCUGACGCGUGACGUCAUUUAUGGAUGGCCCCUUAUAUGCAGGUCAUCAUUAUAAAAGUGCAGAAAAUACUAGCUAUUUAGUAAAUGUUUAAAAAGCUUUGUAGUUAUUUUUAAAAUUAAAUGGAGCUUUAUCUGCUUUAAAAAGUAGUGAAGGUUGGUUAAUGCUGAUUAGAUAAAUAGUUGCUGCCUUGAUAACUUAUGUUAUUCAUAUAUCUGGCAGAAAAGUUUCUUCCACAAAGUUCAUUUCAGUCAGUUUUGGACGUAAAGGAAGGCAGUUCAAGUGAGUCCCCUAAUGAUAUUGUAAUUAAAUCAUGAGCAGUGAGCUCUAAAUCAUUUCACUGGCAACCAAUUGAAUGGUAAAACUUAAACAUUUUUAAUUUUAGGCAGAUUUGGAACUUCAAUCUUAAAAUAUUUAAAAUUGGCACAUGAUUUUGAAGCAAAUUGUUAAUUUGUUAAUUGUAUGAAUUAAAUAAUCUGCAACUUCAACUGCAAUACAUUUGAUUACUAAUUGUUGUGAUUAUUUUAAACCAAAUGUAAAGAUUUAAUGGAGACUUUCUGUUAAAAUCUACACAAAUGAAGCUCCUUUCCAGAGAUAGGAUCAACCAGAACAAUCCUGAAAAAGAGUCUAACAAAAAUCUCCAUUAGUUAUGCAUUUCAUCUUCCCUGGUUAUCUGGUUGCCGUUUUAUAAAUUUUUCAUGGUGCAAUCUUUCUCUUCGCUUAAGUGUCCCUGGACACCAAUCUAAGUGAUUGCAAUAAAGUUUUUUUCAAAACAAGAAUAAAUAAAGACAGGGUAGAUGAUAUAUUUCAUUCAUUGAUUUUUGUGAAUCGUGGAUCAUGCAUUUUCUGAUAUGUUGACCAGCAAUAUUCCAGCUUUCAUUGUCUAUGUCCAUAUUUGAUGUGCAUUGAAUGCUUUAUUCAAAGCAUUUACAAACUGAUUUAUAAGGCAGGCCUAGAUUUAUUUAAUAUUUGUAGAAGAAUUAUUCUGUCUCUGGCUUUUAAAGCUUAAUCGUUUACAUUUUCCCUUCAAACACCAUAUUUCCUCGAAAGCCAAUCUUGUUCUUGCCAAAUUUUUUUAUGUUUGGCUCUUACUAUCCCAAAAGAAAUGAAAAGUACGGCUUAACUGUGCAGCCAUUUUGAAAACCAUGGGGUAAACAUAAAUCAUUUUUAAAUAUACACAAAUCACCAAAAGAUAUUUUUGUAAAUUGUCAUUUAUAUUAUCAAAGACUAAAUAGAUUUUAUGUAUUCUUUUUUGGAUUGACUGAUAGGAAAAAGAACCCCAUUUGUUGUCAUUCAUUCAAAAAUCACAAUUCAAGCUUCACUUUGACUGUUGAUAAAGAGACGUUCUGAGACAUUCUUUUCUAUUGGCUUCUAUUCUGAAACACAAUAUUUGCCUCAUAAAGUUUCUGAAGUCAACAAACAAACAAAGUUCUUGUUCUUCACUUAAAACAAAUUUCUGCAUAUCCUUCUAUGAAAUGUAAUGUUUGUUCCAGGCUAACGUACAUUCUUUUUCCUAAGUAUGGAGGCAAUCAUUCGUCAACUGGUGCGAUUGUUUUUCAUACAAUAUGCAGAGUCCAUGUCUUAUCUUGAUCUUCCAUUUUGGCACUCAAUAACCAAUAUAUGUUUGGUUUUUUCAAACACAGUACAGAUUUCCUGCAUGUUGAAAGAAAAUUCUAUUUGCAACUGUUUUAAAAGAUCAAGCAAGGAAGCUUAAGAAAUUGAAAUUUAUGUGUCCAAUAGGAUAAGGAUUUUACAUCUGAAUAUUUUGCACAUAAUUAGAGAAUAAAGCAGAACAAAGUCUAUUUUGUCCUUUGAACUUAUCAACUUAUAAUUGUUUGGAAAUCUAUAAAAAGGGUUUGAAAAGUAAUCUUAACAAAACAUACACAUCAUUCUGCCUUAUCAUAAUGCUUCAUGUCAACCUGUCCUUCGCUAAAUGAACUAAAUUUUAAAUAAACUACUUGACUUGCUACCAUAUUUCUAUUAGGUGUAAGGGUUAGCCCUGAGGAAUACAGGAAACACUUAACGGAACAUCCAAAAAAGACCACUUUGACGCUUUAUGAGGUAACUUUAAUUAAAAAUCUAAAUUUUUAAUGACAAAAAUGCAUGCAGUCACACUAUCUCAAAUGCAUGGUGACUUCCCAACUCAUACAAAUAUGAAGGUAGAUAAAAUUGAAAACAAAAUAUCCAGGUAGUUUUAAGAUACUUUUAGUAGAGAUUUAUUUGAAGCCUCUAUAAAGAAGAUAAUGGAAUCUUGACAAUUGUUUAUGGGAUACAUGGAAUAACAAAUAGGAAGCAAAAAGGCUGCAGGCAGAAUUCCCAAAAUGGUCUUAACACCAGACAUGAAAAAAAUUGAAAGGAAUGCUUAAAAGUUUAUAAAGUUUCUGUAAAUGUAGUGCCGUAGUCCUUAACUUAAUUAUUUGCCAUGUUCCAAUACUUUGGCUUUUGAAUCUGGCCGGCAAGAUCAGUGUGAAGAUAGAUCAGCUCAGCGAGCAUACACGAACGGAGGCUUUUGUAACAAUAAUUGAGUACCUCAACUUGAGAUUUUUACAAUUUUGGAUUGUGUCACAAGAUUUUAUCUUUUAUAAACUCGCUAGAAAAAAUAUGUGGAGAAAAAAUUCUAUAGACUUAGCAAUCCUUUUGUGCAUCACUUUAAUAAGAACUUUUAAACAAAAAUUAACCAGGUAGAAAUCGUGAAAUUAAUACAUUGUUUUAAUGAGACUACCAACUGUAAAACUAUAGAAACAAAUAUAGAAAUAUGAUUUUUUAAAGUACUCCUAUGACAUGCAUCAGCCGAAAGGUCCUUCAAAGCUAGCUGAAAGUGUUAACUUUUGUAUUAAUUCAUUCUGUACUUGUAAAUUUAUUUUGAUACAUGUAGCAAUCUUUUAUGAUAUCUGGAAUGGUUAUUAUGAAUCACAAAAAAUUGUCUGUGUUAACUUUUCUCUGAAAAUGGAUGUGAUUGUGUUGUUAUUGUGUCUGUUUUGAAUUUUUAAAAAUAAUCUUUCACAAUCUGCAUUUAAAUUAGAGAAAUAGAAAAUGUAUUUCAGAUCAUAAGUUCCUGACGAUAAUUCAAUUAUGUCUUGGUUUCAAAUUUUGAAAAAAUGAUGAGCUGUUCUUAAUUUGAUGCCUUAAUAUUCUCAGGGGAUUCUGUCAUCCAUUCAGUUUUGAAAAUCCCAUGACUAUUGUCUAUAUGUCCUACUUUCUGUUUGUUUAAAUGAAGGCCUCCUAGUGGAAAGAAUAAUGAGAAUAAAGAAUGAAAUAAAAUAUAAAAUGCUCAAAUAUUAUGUCAUCCCUCUAAAUAACACACUAAUCUUAUCAAAAUAAUGGAAUCAAAGGCACAUUAGGGAAAAAGAAUAACAUUCUUUAGUCUGGUGCUACAAUACAGACAAGCCUAGGAAAUUUUUUUGGUUAAAAUUAUGGACAUGAGCGGAAUAAUUACAAAUUAUAUCUUGAUUUGUUGAUAUAUUUAUGUUUUAUUACUAUCUGAAGGCCACUACUGUGAUUCUCACUUUGGCUUAGACUAAAUUUCAAUAAUUGGCUUGAGGCCAUCAGUUUUAUCUAAGAACUUAACUGAUGAUUCAAUUUCUUAAAACAGGAUGAUCUUCAUGGGAACGUGGACUCAAUACAGCGUGUCGUAAAGAAGACCGUUGAAAGUAAUAUAAUAGAUGAAAAAAGUAAUUCGAAGAAAGGAGGGGUAAGUUUCCCAUGGCAGUACAAUAAUACAAUAGAGGUGGGGUCUCGAAGCGAAAGCAGGGGCCUCUGAAUGUGAUUAUUCUUUAAAAAACACAUCAACUUAGUUUCAUUCAUUUCCAAAAUUUAUUGCACUUGUUUUUUUUAACUUUCAUUUACUUUUAAAACUAAAUUUUUUGGCAAUUUAAUUUUCAAUUUUUUAAAUUUUGCUUUAACUGAAAAGCAAAGAACUAAGCAUCUUAGAAAAAUAAUUAAGCAACACACUAUCCUUAUUGUAAAAAUAUAUGAAAGUCAAAAAGAAAAAAAAAAGGAGAGCUUUUCUUUAAAAGAUUUGAAAAAUGUGUUUUUCAGAAAGCCAACUUGGGAACAUUUUUAGGUGUCUUCCUGCCCUGCUGUCAGAAUAUUGUUGGUGUUAUUUUUUUUGUGCGAGUGCCAUGGAUUAUUGGCUGUGCUGGAGUUAUGGAGGGCUCUAUUAUAGUACUGAUUUGCUGUGGUAUGGUAAGAAAGUUACAUUACUUUGGGUUAUGUUCCAAAAAAUAUGAAAUGUUGGGACCUGUCAGACCUAAUUAUAUGAAGUUUUGAUUUUAUUUUGAUUUUACAAAAAAAAAAUUAUUAAUGCAUAACUGAACUUGUUACUUACACCAAUAUUUUUGUCUUAAUCUCUUUUGGGCUAACACGUUUUUGAAGUUUAGACGAUAUAGUUUGAAAAAAAAAAUAAUUGUUAAAUUAUCAAACUUGGAAUUGUUAAUUAAAUAUUCAUUUUAAUUUAGGAAAACUGGCCUCUCAGAGAUUGAUUUUAAAAUGAUUUUUUAAAAAACAUCAUAUUGUUAUGCUUUUUAAUACAGCUGAAACAAAUGAAAUACUCAUUUGAUAGGUUCAGUUUAGUGCAAAAAAUAAAUAAUUUGGAACCAAUGCUUAAAACUUCAGGUGCUUAAAACAAGACGCAGUAUGAUUAUUUACCCUCGAAAUCUAUUUCUUCCCUGGAGCCAGAUGACUACUGAUCCAACCCCAUUUAUUAUCUUAAAGUUAAAUAUAACUUUCUUCAGUUUUUACAGUUUUAAGGAUAUCAGGUUUGGGUAAAAGUAACACCCUAAACCUAAAGUGAUUCUCAUUUAUUAAAUUCUGAAUGAAAUUUUAUUUUAAUGAAUAUUAAACUCUCAGUAUUUAUUAUCUACUAAACUCUCAGUACCAUAUUUCAGAGCCUCUGUACUGCUUUAUCCAUGAGCGCCAUUGCAACCAACGGAAGAGUGACAGCGGGAGGGACAUACUUUAUGAUAUCUCGUUCGCUUGGUCCUACUUUUGGGGGAUCUGUCGGAGUGCUGUUUUUUCUCGGGAC